Molecule: messenger RNA, 2067 nt
Organism: Asparagus officinalis (garden asparagus)
Lineage: Eukaryota; Viridiplantae; Streptophyta; Magnoliopsida; Asparagales; Asparagaceae
Product: protein HOTHEAD-like
Exons: 6
Coding region: 133-1866 (577 amino acids)
Molecular function (GO): oxidoreductase activity, acting on CH-OH group of donors; flavin adenine dinucleotide binding
Source: RefSeq, a predicted model, not a curated record
AGGAAGAGUUGUAUACUUGCAUUGCUAGUCUCCUAAUACUGUUUUCUCUUUUAUAAAUAUAUCCUUGUUGGUGAGAGAGGUUAAGAGAAACACAGAGGUCAAAGAGAGGGAGCUUGACUGUGAUUCAGUACCAUGGCUCUAAGAAAAAUACUCCAAAUCUUAUUGGUGCUCAUCAUACUGGUAUCAGCUCAAGGGAGUGAGUUCACUAGGGAGCCAUAUUUAAGAAAAGCCAGCAGCUUUUCAUCAGAAGCAUCACAAGCGCGCUAUGACUACAUUAUAGUGGGAGGGGGAACAGCAGGGUGUCCUUUGGCUGCUACCCUCUCUCAAAAUUACAGUGUGUUAAUUCUCGAGAGAGGAGGCUCGCCCUAUGGAAAUCUCAAUGUUUCAUAUAUGCAAAACUUCCAUAUAUCCUUAGCCGAUACCUCCCCGAGCUCUGCAGCUCAGCCGUUCAUUUCAACUGACGGGGUCAUCAACGCCCGUGCCCGUGUUUUGGGCGGCGGGACCUGCAUCAAUGCUGGCUUCUACACAAGAGCCAGCACUAGAUAUGUAAGAAAUGCUGGCUGGAACGAUGAAUUGGUGAACCAAUCUUACCCUUGGAUCGAGGACCGGAUUGUGCACAAGCCCAAACUCGCGCCGUGGCAAGCAGCAGUGAAGGACGGCCUGUUACAAGCCGGAAUAGGUCCUUUCAAUGGAUACACAUAUGACCACCUCUAUGGUACCAAGGUCGGCGGAACAAUCUUCAAUGAGCGCGGUUACCGAAGCACUGCUGCCGAUCUCCUCUCCUCAGGCAAUACCGAGAACCUCCACAUCUUGCUCCAUGCCACUGUCCAGAAAAUUCUCUUCAAACAAGCACCGGGGAGAAGACCACGCGCGAUUGGAGUUCUCUUUAAGGAUGAGAAUGGCAAGCAACACAAAGCUUUCCUCAAAUAUCGACGCGGGAGCGAAGUCAUUGUGUCGUCGGGUACUCUCGGUAGUCCUCAGCUACUGAUGCUGAGUGGCAUCGGGCCGAAAAAGGACCUAAACAAGCUGAAGAUCCCGGUGAUUCUCGAUAACUUUCACGUUGGGAAAGGGUUAUCUGACAAUCCUAUGAACACAAUCUUCAUACCGACAAAGAAACCAGUCGAGCAAUCCUUGAUCCAAACUGUCGGGAUCACCAAGAUUGGCUUGUUCAUCGAGGCGAGCAGCGGGUUCGGUCAGUCCUCUGAUAGCAUCCAAUGCCACCAUGGAAUAAUGUCUGCAGAGAUUGGGCAGCUCUCUACCCUUCCUCCAAAGGACAGAACUCUCGCAGCAUCUAAAGAAUAUGCACGAACCAAGCAUCAACUUCCCCGCGAAGUGUUUCAAGGUGGAUUCAUAUUGGGAAAAAUCGACGGUCCUCUUUCUAAAGGGAGACUGAGCCUCAUAGACUCAGACGUCGACACGACCCCAAACGUUACGUUCAACUACUUCAAGCACCCUUACGAUCUCAAACGCUGUGUUUAUGGAAUUCGCACUAUUGAACGUAUAGUGAGAACCAGCCAUAUUACUGGUUUAACCGAUGAUACUGGCUACUCGACGCAGAUGUUGCUUAAUAUGAGUGUGAAGGCCAAUGUGAACCUGAUACCGAAGCACACUAACGAUACAGCGUCCCUCGAGCAGUUCUGCAGGGAUACUGUGAUCACGAUAUGGCAUUAUCAUGGAGGAUGUCAUGUAGGGAAGGUGGUGGAUAGAGAUUAUCGGGUUAUUGGGGUUGGUGGAUUGCGGGUUAUCGAUAGCUCGACCUAUGUGGAUUCACCCGGGACAAAUCCUCAAGCAACAGUCAUGAUGAUGGGCAGAUACAUGGGGGUUAAGAUGCUGAGAGAAAGAUUGGGGAGAGGAGCAGGGGUGUAGGUGUUGCCGAUGGAGAUUUUUAGUUGUCAAGUGAAAAUAACUUUGAUUAUGCAUUAUUCUUUUUUCUUCUUCUUCUGUGUGUGAUUCAGCUUGAAGCAUAGUGAAUUUUGUGUGUUUUUGUUGGUAUCUGUUGGGGUGUCUUAAAAAUGCAAGUAGUGUAUUGUACUUUAGGUGUUGAUCGAUGAACUGUUUUGUUCUCCU